Molecule: messenger RNA, 1442 nt
Organism: Raphanus sativus (radish)
Lineage: Eukaryota; Viridiplantae; Streptophyta; Magnoliopsida; Brassicales; Brassicaceae
Product: putative F-box/FBD/LRR-repeat protein At5g56810
Exons: 2
Coding region: 87-1442 (451 amino acids)
Molecular function (GO): protein binding
Source: RefSeq, a predicted model, not a curated record
CUGGCGUAAAAGUCCGACUAGGGUUUUAUUUUUCCUUCAUACUCAUAACUGAUAAUUCCUCUAGUUUCAAGGUUUUCUUUAGGGCGAUGAAAGCUGCAAAAAUAGGGAUCGAAGAUGUUAAAUUCUCGGAUAGGAUCAGUUAUUUAUCUGACGAUUUGCUCUUCCGAAUCCUCUCAUUAGUCCCAAUAACCGAUGCAGUGAAUACAAGCAUACUAUCUAAACGAUGGACAUCUGUGUGGAAGAUGAUGCCGAUGCUUGUGUACGAUGCAAACUCUUGUCCUUCUCGUAGUUUUUUAAAUUUUUUUAGGAGAUCACUGGAAUUACAUGAAACUCCAGUUCUCCAAACCCUAACUCUCAAAUUGAAACUGAGAGAUUGCUCUGAUUCUUUACAACUCCCAAGUAGUUUCCCAAAUACAGUCUUCCAAUACCUCGUCGUCCUGAAACUCUACACGAUGGUUUGCCAUGGUUUCACAGAUAAAUCAUCUGUUUGUUUCCGGUCCUUGAAAAGUCUGAACCUCACGUUUGUGAGCUUCCUUGACCAAGAAUCUUUCUGCAUGCUUAUGUCGGCUUGUCCUGUUCUUGACGAUCUCUUCUGGGAUAGUGUUGCCAUAAGGCUCUCUUCUUUAUUUCCCGCUUGCGAUUCUUUAUUCACCAUAUCGAUCCCUUCUCUAGAGAGACUGGAGAUAAAAGAUUAUACUCCGGUUCAGAGUCAUCAAAGCCAUGAGUCUAGAUUCAAGAUUAAUGCUCCUUCUUUGAAGUACUUAAAGAUCAACUACAAUAGCUUUGGCCGUUUCGAGAUUUCUAGUGCUAUGCCAAAUCUGGUUGAGGCUACUCUGCGUGUUGAUCCUUCUCAAACUGACAAGCCUCUCAUAUUUCUUACCCCAGUCAAGUUUCUUUCCAUACAUUUAUAUGUUACAGAGGUUCUGCUUCUUGCGGAUAAGAUAUCUCAGCGGCUUCUUCGUCUAGAACUAUGCAUCUAUGGAAAAAUUUCGCGUAAUUUGCUUCUGCAUUUGCUAAAACAUUCCCCUAAACUACAAGUUCUCAAGCUUCGGGAGAUACGUUAUUCAACACAAGUGUUGAAUAAGUCGCCUCGUGUCCUAGAGUUCAAGGAUCCACCACUUUCGUUCCCUGACCCGAGCUCGGUUCCUGAAUGCUUGUCCUUCCAUCUUACAACUUUUGAAUGGAGAUGCUACCGAGGAACUGAGGAAGAGAAAGAAUUCAUUAUUUACAUCCUGCAGAACGCUGCUUGUUUAAAAACGGCUGUGAUCUCUGUAUAUUCAGAAGGUCGUCGGUUCGGGGAGAAAGAGCUGCUGUGGAUCAAGGAGUUGGAAUCUGUGCCUAAGGCUUCAACUUCAUGUCAGCUUGUGAUUCGACUUACUAGUCGGGUUAACCUUCCUAGAAUCUCUGUUGUGGAUCUCCCUCGGAAACUACAUUUCAUGUGA